This is a messenger RNA of Acipenser ruthenus (sterlet), 1757 nucleotides long. Its product is annotated as protein FAM221B-like. The transcript is spliced from 4 exons. The coding region runs from base 267 to 995 and encodes 242 amino acids. The record is from RefSeq and is a predicted model, not a curated record. NCBI's taxonomy places the organism in Eukaryota, Metazoa, Chordata, Actinopteri, Acipenseriformes, Acipenseridae.
GUUUUAAAUAAAAAAUGUACUGUAUCGAAGGAGCGGGGGUAAGGCAUUCGUGGUGGUUGUUAAGCAUCACGAUGUAUUCAUUUAGAUUAAUUGUAGGAGCGCUCUGUUUUUUAAUUUGAGUCAUUUGUGUGUGAUGGUGCAGAAAGCUCUGUUGCUCGGGGCAACAGCUUGCAUUGGAACCAGGACGUUUGUUCUUUUAAGAGCACAUAAACAGGCUUUUCACUUUGGGUUUGCUGGUCAUCCUUGCUUGGCUGCCUCUCUGUAACAUGAUACCCCUCCCUCUAUGUAUUGACUGUCAGCUGUUUCCAACAAUGGAUCUGCUUCUUGGAAACAGACAGAGCAAACACACCGCAACGGAACAGGUGGUGUUUCAUAGCAUUGAAAUGCAGAAGCGUACAAACGAGAUGACUUCUCAACAAAAGUCUGAGAGAGUAGUGAGGGACGCUGUUACUGGAGCUGCAAGUCACACCCAGUUUCCUGUUUCUGGGGAGAAGGUAUCUGUGCCGGGAGCCACAGCAGGUAAAAGAAAGGAAAAACGGAACAAUCUGGAUGGAACCCAAACAGGAUCUGCUUUGUGUCCAAAGGAAGGACGACAGGUUGUUACCAAAGGGUUUACAAUAAAACCAAUUGUCCCUGCAAAGAAGAGCGAUGUUCUGUCAGUUGCCAAAGCCAUGCACAGAGAGAAAUUUGGAGAGAGAGUGAAAGAACUGUUUGAUCCAGAGAGGGAUGCUGCACUGAAGGCAAUACAAACAGGUAUUUACAUUGGAUGGAGAUCUCCUGAGUACUCCUGGGAUUGCUUCCGACUUGGAGAUGCGUCCAAGUGUUUCUGUGGACACCUACUGAAUGAACACAAGAGUUACUCAGGUGUGCUGAAUUAUUCAUUUUGUUAUCCCUUAACAAACCACGAGCGCAAGAGUCAUCAGAUUUGGGUUACCACACUGACGAAUCACCAUGUACAAUACAUACUGCCCAUAACCAGGGAGAGAGGCAGAUAGAUAAGUUCCUGCUUUUUGUAAUUGUAACUACUACAUUUGGUGACAUUGUAAGGUGGUGUUUGAAUUGGCUGAGUUUGUGUGUGAUUAGUACCAGGUGAGUGGCUAAAUUGAUUAGCAGUUGAUUUUGCUAUUUGAUUGGUUUCCACACAGUUUAGUUGGUUCUUUUGCCAAGCAGGGGUAACAACAUUUAUUCAAGCAGCUUAUUUUAGCGCCAGCACGAAGCGCCAGCCAACAGAAGAGCCUCAACAAAAGAGCCGGGAGUCUAGCUGUGGGAGUCCAGCGAGGGGAGGCCUGCGCUGAGACGCUGUUCGACUAGAUCCGAACCUACCAGCGCUCUGGAAGAAGCCAUCUACUAGUCAGGUCUGUAUCCUCCACCCCACUGCUCCUACUGUGCCUUUUGUCUUGCUUGUCCUGCUAUGACUGUCUCUCACAUCCCUGUUCUGUCCUCCCGUCCUCGUCCUCUGCCCUCCCUCCGCUACUGCUCCUCCAACCCCUCUAACCUCAUUUCUCUGCCUCUCCCCCCCUCCCGCACACUCUCUGGUGCACUCUGGAACUGUCACUCUUCUGCUAACAAAGCUGAUUUCAUCUCUGCCUUUGCCUCCCACCUCUCGCUCGAUUUCCUUGCUCUCACUGAAACCUGGCUGUCCCCUGAUAACACUGUUACUCCUGCUGCCCUGUCCUCUCUCUACGUCCUGUCCCAUACCCCGCGUCUCACCGGACGGGGAGGUGGGACGGGUCUUCUCCUCUCUCCCUCCUUACUCU